UGCGGGAAACACAGGAAGUGGCCGGGGACCGGCUUAUUAAGAAGAAGGGAAAGGUCCUGUCGGUACGGGGUGACAGCGAAGUGAACAAUAGCAUAGGGAUGGCCGGGGAAAUGACAAUUCUGGGUUCUGCUAUUUUGGCUCUUCUACUAGCGGGUUAUUUGGCACAGCAGUAUUUGCCUAUGCCCACUCCAAGAGUGAUUGGCAUAGACCUCGGGACAACCUAUUGUUCUGUCGGAGUGUUUCAUCCUGGAACGGGCGAAGUUAGAGUCAUCACAGAUGAGAAUGGCCAUCAGAGCAUCCCAAGUAUUGUGUCCUUUACGGAAAAGGAUGUCUUUGUGGGGUAUGAUGGCUUGGAACUAGCUGAUGCCAAUCCUCAGAAUACCAUCUAUGAUGCCAAAAGAUUUAUAGGAAAAAUCUUUACUCAAGAGGAGUUAGAAAAGGAAAGUGUGAGGUAUCAGUUCAAGGUUCUAAAUCGCAACGGGGAUGUGUUCUUUUCUGUAUCAACCAAUGAAACAUUUGCAGUAACACCAGAGUACAUCAGCUCCCAGCUACUGCUCAAACUAAAGAAGAUGGCAGAAGACUACCUGGGACUACCAGUUUCCAAGGCAGUUAUCUCCGUGCCGGCUGAAUUUGAUGAGCGACAGCGUAACUACACCGUGAAGGCUGCUAACCUCGCUGGUCUUGACAUCCUGCGUGUUAUCAAUGAACCCACGGCAGCAGCAAUGGCUUAUGGGCUGCACAAGGUUGACGUCUUUAAUGUCCUUGUUGUGGAUUUAGGAGGAGGCACUUUGGAUGUUUCCUUAUUGAAUAAGCAGGGUGGGAUGUUUCUGACCAGGGCUAUGGCAGGCAACAAUAAACUGGGGGGACAGGACUUCAAUCAACGACUUCUGCAGUAUCUGUAUGACAAAAUAUACACCCGGUAUGGGUCUGUUCCAUCGCAGAAAGAAGAAAUUCACAGACUCAGACAAGCUGUAGAAGCAAUAAAAUUGAACCUUACGCUCCAUAAUUCAUCCUGGGUGCGUAUGCCUUUAACUCUAGCCUCAACACAUCCAGACUCGUCAAAGCCUGAUAAGAUAAUUCCAAACGAGUCAUUGGAAAAUACUGGGGAGAUCCACCCCAAAUCAGCACACUUGGGUGACAGUUACAGCAGUUCUGGACCCCAAAUCCAAAACAAGCACGCUGAAAAGGUUUAUUUUGAGAUGGAGAUUACCCGUCAUAUCUUUGAAACUUUGAAUGAGGAUCUCUUUCAGAAGAUUUUAAUACCUGUUGAGCAAGUGUUAAAAGAAGGUCAUGUCCUUAAAGAAGAAGUUGAUGAAAUUGUAUUGGUUGGUGGCUCUACUCGAAUACCCCGCAUACGCCAAGUAAUCCGGGACUUCUUUGGCAAAGACCCAAACACAUCAGUAGAUCCAGAUCUAGCAGUAGUGACUGGCGUGGCCAUACAAGCCGGCAUCAUGGGAGGCUCUUGGCCUCUUCAAGUCAGUGCAAUUGAAAUUCCUAAUAGACAUCUACGGAAAAGUAACUUCAACUGAUUUAAGUGCACAGUGAUAGCACAUUCUGUGAGUUUAUCCCAUGCAGUUCAAAAUAUGUAUUUAAAAGAUGUUAGUAAUAUAUACAGUCUUUGUAUUUUCUGUCCACCUCUACAAAUGCAGAAGAAUUUUUAAAGGACUAAGGGAAGAAAAAUAUUUAUAUAUUUUUCCUGUACUGGAGUUAAAAAA
Xenopus tropicalis (tropical clawed frog) is the source of this 1715-nucleotide messenger RNA. It is a transcript of the gene hspa13, whose product is annotated as heat shock protein family A (Hsp70) member 13. NCBI's taxonomy places the organism in Eukaryota, Metazoa, Chordata, Amphibia, Anura, Pipidae. The record is from RefSeq and is marked provisional. Gene Ontology annotation, molecular function: ATP hydrolysis activity; ATP binding.